Messenger RNA from Pelodiscus sinensis (Chinese soft-shelled turtle), 1161 nucleotides. NCBI's taxonomy places the organism in Eukaryota, Metazoa, Chordata, Testudines, Trionychidae. The record is from RefSeq and is a predicted model, not a curated record.
AUGCACAUCUCCUGCUUCAUACCUGCGAUUGUCAAAUUUCAGCUGCUGAUUGCCCGCCGGAGGAGAUCCAGCUGUUACUUCCACCCCCGGGCGUGGCCCAGCUUCCGGAAUGCUGACUGGUGGGAACGGGUAGUCCUGAAAGACUUUCAGCCACGGGACUGGCUGGAGAAAUUCCGAAUGUCCAAGGAGACCUUCUUUUAUGUCUGCAACCUGCUGCGACCCAAGCUGUCCUACCAGAGUGGCCAGCCCCACCCAGUGCUGCCUCUGGAGCAGCGUGUAGCUGUGGCCCUUUGGCACCUGGCUACCAAUGCAGAGUACCAGACAAUCAGCCCCCUCUUUGGGGUGGGCCCCUCCACAGUGCAGAACUGUGUCAAGGAGGUCAGUCAUGCUGUUGUGCUGCUGCUGAAGCCACUCUACCUCCGGCUGCCCAGUGAAAAGGAGCUGGAGAACAUGGUGCGGAUCUUCAGUACCCGCUGGGGAUUCCCACACUGCAUUGGUGCCUUGGACAGCCUCCAUGUCUCUAUCCAUGCCCCUGCACACCUCAGCACCAACUACUGCAACAGCCAGGGUAGGCAUUCGGUCCUCACACAGGCGACGGUGGAUGGGCUGGGUCAGUUCUGGGACAUCUGCGCUGGUUUCCCUGGCAGUAUGGAGAACAGCACCGUCCUGGAGAACUCCAGUUUGUGGGUGUUAGCUAGGGAGGGCUGCCUCUUCCCAACUCCCCCGAAACAUUUCAUGGGGAGGACACAAAAGUACGUCCUUUUGGGAGACGCCUCUUACCCAUUACGGGACUGGAUCCUUAAGCCUUACCCGGAAGACGGCACCCUCACUCCACAGCAGCUUCAAUUCAACUAUCGCCUGAAGCGGGCCCACAGCGUGAUUGAGAAUGCCUUCCUGCGCCUUAAAGCCCGCUGGCAGUUCCUCCUGAAAUGCGAUGACUGCAGCCUGGACCUGCUGCCCACGGUCAUACUUGCCUGUUGCAUCCUGCACAACGUGUGUGAGGCGCACAACAGUCCCUUCAAUGAUGAGUGGCUGGAAGUUAUAGAGCCCUCCGAGUUUCCAAAGCCCUGCCACCCUGUGCCCAUGUCCAUGGACGACAGCAGUGCGGAGGAAGUGCGAGAACUGAUGUGCGGCUACUUUGAAAACUACGGUGAAGGCUGA